AUCCGACUCAUCGUAUCAGACUAAAGUCCUCCAGGACGAACAAACAUUGCAGAGCCGCAGUCGAGCAUCGCGCGUCGUCUUGUGACUGCCCACCCGACGAUCCAAACUAUUACCUCUUGUUAUAUUUCGAAGUUCUGGUAACGUAUCGAUAGCCGCCGCCUCGCGAACCCAGCUCCCGAUAUAUAUAUAUAUAUGGAGGGUCGGGGUCAAACAAGAAGCGCCGCAGGGCAAGAAAGGAGAUUAAAACCUGGUUGAAAAAGAAAGAGAGAAAGAAGAGGUGACACUGUUAUCUUGUCCUUCGCUUCUUGGUUCACUUUGGGGUUUCGAGCUGGGGAGAGCAGGCUCCGCUCGGCGGCCAUGGAUCCCGCUCGGGCUUUCGUCAAAGACGUCAAGCGCGUUAUAAUCAAGGUGGGGACUGCUGUUGUCACCGGAACUGAUGGGAGACUGGCUCUGGGAAGGCUUGGAGCUCUUUGUGAACAGGUCAAAGAACUGAACUCUCAAGGCUUUGAGGUUAUUUUGGUUACUUCAGGUGCAGUGGGUGUUGGCCGGCAAAGGCUUAGAUACAGGAGACUGCUCAACAGCAGGAUUCUUCUGGUAUCUUUUGGGAUAAUGACAGUUUAGCAGCUUUAUUGGCUUUGGAGUUACAAGCUGAUCUUCUUGUUUUGCUUAGUGAUGUGGAGGGUCUCUAUAGUGCUCCACCUGGUGAACCUCAUUCAAAGAUAAUACAUACGUACAUCAAAGAAAGGCACCAGGGAGAGAUUACUUUCGGGGACAAGUCUAGGGUGGGAAGAGGUGGCAUGACUGCUAAAGUAAAGGCUGCAGUUUAUGCUGCAUCUGCAGGCACCCCUGUUGUAAUUGCUAGUGGUUUCGCCACUAAUAGCAUUGUGAAAGUACUUCAAGGAGAGAGAAUUGGUACUCUAUUUCAUCAGGAUGCACAUUUGUGGGCAUUGCCCAAAGAAGUUGGUCCACGUGAGAUGGCUGUUUCAGCAAGGGAAUGUUCCAGGCGACUUCAGAGCAUAUCAUCAGAGGACCGCAGGAAGAUUUUGCUGGACAUUGCUGAUGCUCUAGAGGCAAAUGAGAAAUUAAUCAGAAUUGAAAACGAAGCUGAUGUUGCUGCUGCACAGCAGGCUGGAUAUGAGAAGUCAUUGAUUUCUAGAUUGACUUUGAAGCCAGGAAAGAUAUUAAGCCUCUCAAAGUCCAUCCGUAUACUUGCAGACAUGGAAGACCCAAUAGGCCAUGUCUUGAAAAGGACAGAGCUUGCAGAUGGGCUAGUCUUGGAAAAGACAUCAUGUCCGCUGGGUGUUGUCCUUAUUGUUUUUGAGUCGCGACCUGAUGCCUUGGUUCAGAUUGCGUCUUUAGCAGUUCGGAGUGGGAAUGGUCUUCUUCUAAAAGGUGGAAAGGAAGCCAUGAGAUCUAAUGCAAUCUUGCAUAAGGUUAUUACUGGAGCUAUUCCAGAUACUGUAGGUGAGAAGCUUAUUGGGCUUGUCACAUCAAGAGAUGAGAUUCCUGAUUUGCUAAAGCUUGAUGAUGUUAUUGAUCUCGUCAUUCCAAGAGGUAGCAAUAAGCUUGUAGCACAAAUCAAGGAAUCUACUAAGAUUCCUGUUCUUGGUCAUGCUGAUGGCAUUUGUCAUGUUUAUAUUGACAAAUCGGCUGACAUGGAUAUGGCAAAGUGCAUUGUCUUGGAUGCAAAGAUAGAUUAUCCUGCAGCCUGUAAUGCUAUGGAAACACUUCUUAUACACAAGGAUCUCUUGAAUAGUGAGGGGCUAAAUGAUUUAGUAGUAGAACUCAAAGGUGAAGGGGUUACUCUUUAUGGUGGACCUAGAGCAAGCAUCGCAUUCAAUAUUCCACGGGCACAUUCAUUUCAUCAUGAAUAUAACUCAAUGGCUUGCACUGUUGAAAUCAUCGAUGAUGUACAUGCUGCAAUUGACCAUAUACAGCAUUAUGGAAGUGCACAUACUGAUUGUAUAGUUGCAAAGGAUCUUGAGGUUGCGGAGACUUUUCUUUGUCAAGUUGACAGUGCUGCUGUUUUUCACAAUGCAAGCACGCGAUUUUGUGAUGGGGCUCGUUUUGGUCUUGGUGCUGAGGUUGGUAUAAGUACAAGUAGGAUACAUGCUCGAGGCCCUGUUGGUGUUGAAGGACUGCUAACCACACGAUGGAUUCUAAGAGGAAGCGGGCAAGUGGUGGAUGGAGAUAAAGAGGUGGUCUACACCCACAAGAAUCUUCCACUUUAGCAAGUUGGGGGAGGGAAUCAUUCAGCGAUGCACUGGUGAGGAUGCUUUGAUGGCCCAGGCUUUUGCUGAGAUCAAGAUAACCUCCACCAAAUAAAUUGGUGGUAACCCAGAUGUGUUCUUGUACUAUUUAUAAGAUUUGCAGUUCAAAAAUUGCACCUUUUUUUGAAGCUUCCUUGGAUGCCGUAUUUAUGUUUGGGUAUUGUUUCUCUCAUCCAAUACGUACCUCGGUCAAUGGCAGAAAGUUGUAUGUUGGCCUAGAUAUCCUAUUAGGAGAUGUGAGUUAUGAAAUACUUGGAACCCGGAGAUCUCAAGAGCAGGAAAGAAAUAAAAAUACAAAUGUUUGUUGAUUGUUGAGAA
Messenger RNA from Elaeis guineensis (African oil palm), 2588 nucleotides. The record is from RefSeq and is a predicted model, not a curated record. NCBI's taxonomy places the organism in Eukaryota, Viridiplantae, Streptophyta, Magnoliopsida, Arecales, Arecaceae.